This is a messenger RNA of Penicillium atrosanguineum, 183 nucleotides long. RefSeq names its product Transferase family protein. The transcript has a single exon. The record is from RefSeq and is a predicted model, not a curated record. NCBI's taxonomy places the organism in Eukaryota, Fungi, Ascomycota, Eurotiomycetes, Eurotiales, Aspergillaceae. Bases 1 to 183 code for a protein of 60 amino acids.
AUGAUCAGUGUCGCGACCCAAAGUCAACCGGGUUUGCGACACAAUGAUGCAAUCUACCGAGGCGACCAGACACGCGGAGUCGACGACGGACCGAUCACUAAUAGUCCUAGCCGUCGAUUGAAAGACGUUGGAAGCAGUACGGAAGAUGUCAAACGCGACCCCGACGAUGAUGGUGGAUACUAG